Eucalyptus grandis is the source of this 648-nucleotide messenger RNA. Its product is annotated as protein SRC1-like. Gene Ontology annotation, molecular function: metal ion binding. The transcript is spliced from 2 exons. The record is from RefSeq and is a predicted model, not a curated record. NCBI's taxonomy places the organism in Eukaryota, Viridiplantae, Streptophyta, Magnoliopsida, Myrtales, Myrtaceae. The coding region runs from base 151 to 426 and encodes 91 amino acids.
AUCGUCUUCUUUCUCCGUUUUGAGCACGCCUCCGAUUAUAAAUUGGGGAGCCAGGCCGAGCCCAAACCAGAGUCAGAUCCCAUCUUUGCUCUCACCUGAUCAAACCCAUUUAGAGCGAGAAGAAGAAGAGGAAAGAAGGAGAAGAGGAGAAUGUCGGGAAUCAUCCACAAGAUCGAAGAGACCCUCCACAUGGGAGGAGGAGGCCACAAGGAAGGCGAGCACAAGGAGAAAGAGCACAAGGGCGACCACCAUGACAAGGAGCACAAGGAGGGCUUCUCCGACAAGAUCAAGGACCAGAUUCACGGCGGCGACCACCACCACGACAAGGAGGGUCACGAGAAGAAGGACAAGAAGAAGAAGAAGGAGAAGAAGCACGAGCACGGCCACGAGCACGGCCAUGACAGCAGCAGCAGCGACAGCGACUGAAGCCCCCCGACUCACAGUCAGGCGACCGGCACCGGAUAGGAGCGAGGGCGUGCCGGCUGACUUCGUCCUUCUCGUAUACUCGUAUCAUAUUAGAGGAAAAAGAAAAUAGCGAUAGGAGUUUUGUAUUUGCUGCUUCGCUUUUAGUCCGAUGGCAUGCUGGACGUGCAUCUUAUGUAACUACUAAUGUAUUUCUGAAAAUAAAAUGAUUUUCAUUAACAUUCU